GUCUCCCCUCUGGGGAUGUUGGGAGUAGUUGCGAUGCUGCUGUUGUAGAGUUCAAAUGGGCCACUUCUCUCAAUCGCAAAGUCAAGACGUCCUGCUGCGAGAACUCGGUGGUUAGAGCUGAACCUGUACAUGGUGGCUGAGUUCGGUAUGGACGGCGAGAAGGAGGGAAUAAAUGGAGGUCUGUAAUAAUGGAUACAUCGUGGUCAAGGCUGUGAUAGCUAUGAAUGAAGGUUUCAGCGGUCGCGCCUUCAGACUAUUAUCCUCGGCCUCGUCAAGUGUGGAAAGAGACCAGCGUGUCGUGACCGCCGGAAUCUUGACAGAUACAGAGACGCACAUGAAAUUUCUGUUUGUUACUGUGUUCUGUACAUGUACUGAGCUCUCCGUAUCCCGGUUCUUACCCAGUUUGUCUUCAACCCUCGACAUCCAAGAUCAACGCCACUACUCUACGAUGUGGUUCCUAGGCCAAUACAGUCCAGCUCUACUUUCAGGAGGGACCCAAAACAAACGAGACUGGCCGUCUGACGCAUAGACCCAACCAUCUAUCAUCUUCGAGCUA
Messenger RNA from Somion occarium, 556 nucleotides. Lineage: Eukaryota; Fungi; Basidiomycota; Agaricomycetes; Polyporales; Cerrenaceae. The record is from the annotation of a GenBank genome assembly.